ACCGCCACGGAACACCUACGCUGUGCCAACGUUGGCCUGGCUGAGUACCUCGUCAGACACGCAGCAGUCCGCUGUCACGGCCGCGUUACGUAAGGGAGAAAGCCGGCUGGGCCCUCGCGUUUGAGGAGUCGCCUUCCCACUUCGCUGUGGACGUCCGUGCCGAGCGCACACACUUUCGGAGAGACACGGCGCCCCGUCGUCGAAGCGGACUCGUUCCCGUCGUAGCGCUCGCUACGCCGCCUCCGCUCGGGGCAGAGACGCCCCAACGCCGAAGCGCCAUGGCACCCGAAGCAGGCGUGUGCAGUACAUGCGAAGCACCGGAGUGCGAAGAAAAGGCUCAGCAGCAUGACACGGCUGCGACCGAGUGUGCGGAAGAGGAGGAGGAUGUGGUGAUGUCGUGCUGCGAGAUGUCGUGCGACUCGUCGUCCGACAAGGACGACCCGGACGACAUGAAGUCGUCGCGCCUCGUGGACCUGUUCGACAGCGCGACCGAGUGCGUCUACAGCCUGUUCUUCUGCGGCUACCGGAGCCUCUUCCUGGACACGUACCAGUUCGAGGACUUCAUCUUCUACUCGCUCUGGAUGCUCUGUCUGCACUUCUGCAUCAACGAGAAGAUGCCCAACGACACGCGCCACUACACCUGAACAACGACAAGGGAAAAAAAGACACCAUGCCAAAGAUGAACCGUGUGAUAGAACAGUGCCACUAUACCUGGGACUCGCGUGUUGUGCUGACAAUCAAAACGCAUCACUGUUAACUCCUGUGUGACAUUGAUUGACAGUGGUAGCAAAGUGGUGAAAGACAAUGACUUGCCAUGACUCCUUACUGGAAACACGAAUAACACACUGCGGAAAAGUAUGGCAGCGAGCGCCCUCUGGUAGGGACUGUUCGCUGUUUGGGUGUGAUACAUUGCCUUUUUUUUCUUCUUCUUCACAUUGUGCGGAUUGUAGUGUGCGUGUGUGUGUGAACAGUGAAAGAGUGCACGAAACAUUGCCCUCCAGCGAAGUGCGCUUUGUUUAUUGACAAGUCAAGUUGAAAAUGGACGCGCGUCGCCCAGCGGCCCCAGCGUCGUUUUCUUAUGGGGACGGUGCACCAAUAAAACAGUGCGAAUGAUUUCUCAA
This is a messenger RNA of Rhipicephalus microplus (southern cattle tick), 1121 nucleotides long. RefSeq lists its product as uncharacterized. NCBI's taxonomy places the organism in Eukaryota, Metazoa, Arthropoda, Arachnida, Ixodida, Ixodidae. The record is from RefSeq and is a predicted model, not a curated record.